CAAUCGCAAUUUUCAAACUACCCCUCUAUUCCAACUCAGUCAGGUUCUGAUUUCUGAACCACUCGAUCCAUAGCCAUAUUUUCCCACCGCUAAAAACGCCCGGAAGAAAGAGAAAAAAAAAAGGGUAAAAGCGAGAAAAAUAGCAUUUGAGAGGUGGUUGUUGCGUAGAUUCCAUCAAUGGAGAAUCAGCAGCACGAAGUAAACGUUCCCGCCCAAAAUCGCUUCUCCGUAUUGAACUGCAUCGAUCUCUCCAGCCCCUAUACUCAAACUUCCGUUUCGUUACUAAAAAAGGUUCCUGUUUUUCCUUUAAUUCUCAGUUGCUGGGAGACUUUUGGGUUAUUUGAGCGUUCAUAAUCUUCAAGGGCUGUUUGAUAUUUCAUCAGGCGUGCUUGGAUUGUGGAUUCUUUUACGUGGUUAAUCAUGGGAUAAGCCAAGAAUUUAUGGCGGAGGUGUUUGCUCAGAGCAAGAAGUUAUUCGAGUUGCCGGCGAAGGAAAAAAUGAAGGUUUUGAGGAACGAGAAGAAUCGAGGAUACACUCCGGAGCUGGACGAGCUAUUGGAUCCUGAGAAUCAAGUUCAUGGUUAGUAAGGCUGUUGUUGCCUUCCAUUUAAUCGACUUUUGGUUCUAGCCUUGGUUUCCUUUAACCAUUUCUGUUUGGAAAUGAUGAGUUGAGGAUGGGAAGCAAAUGAUUUUUCUUGAGUAGGAGACUAUAAGGAAGGGUACUACAUUGGAAUAGAAGUUCCAUAAGAUGAUCCCGCAGCAGAGAAACCCUUCUACGGGCAUAAUAUUUGGCCAUCAUCAGGUUCUUCUUUCCCACCUAGGUUUUUGCCAUUGGUACAGAUUCGAUCUUUUGGUUAGAUAUGGUUGAUUUGCUACCCCUGUUUCCAAGCUUUGAAUUUGAAACCGGUUGUUAUGUUGAUAGACCUUUUGCCGGGUUGGAGAGAAACAAUGGAGAAGUUCCAUCAGCAAGCUCUUGAGGUAGCAAGAGUAGUUGCGAGAAUCAUAGCUCUUGCACUUGAUCUAGAAGCUGAUUUCUUUGAUAAACCGGAGAUGCUUGGGCAACCUAUUGCUAUAAUGCGACUGCUGCGUUAUGGAGGUCAGGUGUCUGAUCCAGCAAAGGGCUUAUAUGGAGCUGGUGCUCAUUCGGACUAUGGUUUUAUUACCCUCCUAGCCACAGAUGACGUCUAUGGCCUCCAAAUAUGCAAUGAUAAGGAUGCUCAACCUCAAGUAUGGGAAUAUGUAGCCCCAAUGCAAGGAGCGUUCAUAGUAAAUCUUGGAGACAUGCUGGAGCGGUGGAGCAACUGUAUCUUCAAGUCCACAUUACAUAGAGUUCUAGGAAAUGGUCAAGAGAGAUAUUCCAUUGCAUACUUUGCUGAUCCAAGUCACGAUUGCCUUGUUGAAUGCUUGCCAACGUGUAAAUCAGGGGAAAAUCCUCCCAAGUUUCCACCAAUUAAAUGUAGCACGUACAUGAGCCAGCGGUACAAGGAAACUCAUGCCGAUUUGAUUAUUUACGACCAGAAGGAACAUAGUUAGAGCUUUCUGUCCAAUGAUCGAGCUCAGUUUUGCGGAAGAAUAUGAUAAAGAUGAGAGUUUGCAGCCUGUAGGUGGCAAGGUUAGGCCUCACUUGCAGUAGAGCUCAUGGCCUCAGAUAGUGGUUUUUAAUUGCUGUACAAAAAUAGAUAUCUAGCGUAUGAUCGUUCUUACUACUAGUUCAAAUGCAUGUAUCUAAGCUACAUUCACCUAAAUCUAGCUAUGACCUAAAGCAGGUUCAAGAUGGUCACAGAGAAUAACCAAACCUGAACCAAUCCAAAAGGACAUCACACGUCCAAAUUGACCUCUUUUAAGUGAAAGAACAAAUAUCAGAAGAGCUCCAUUGGCCUACACUUUUAACCUUUCUCCAAAAAAUGGCCAUGGAGGCACCAAACUCCAAAUGAACCCUGUUCACCCCUCCAUAUGCUGAAACAGACUCCAUCCCACUCAAAUCAGAGUAAAUCAUCUCCCCGUCAAAAACUGAAUAGUUCCAUCAUUUGCCGGACCACUGUAAACCUAACUAACUUACCAAUUUCGGCUGCAUACAUGAUACAUCAUUUGCAUCACCCUAACAUUACUCUCAACAGGAUAAUGGAAGCCAAUAAUUGACGGGAGUUGACUAAGGGGUCCCCUUAGUCACUUGCCUAAGUCAAUCCUAGCCUUUCAAGUUCAUUAAAAUCCAAUGGCUCUAAUUAAUUCAAUUUAAUGAAGGGUAGUGUAGUAAUUACAUGAUUAUUUUAUUUUUAGAAAUUAAUAAUUAAAUAUCCAACAGUAGCGACCCCGGCCGUCCAGCCCGUCUCCUCGCCGGUCAGUCUUUUCCGGUGCGUUCCAGUGCGUUCCUGCCAUUGCUCUUUCAAACAAAACAAAAAAGCAUUCCUGCCAUUGCCAGUGCCAUUUAUUUUUUUGGUUCGUCCCAGAGAGAGAGAGAGAGAUUCUGGUCGGAAAAUUUUUUCCCGGCGACCACCGUGGACAUAGAAGAAUUUUCCGGCGACAGUGCCAAUUUUGUGAUGUUUGUUGACAUUUUUUGUAAUGUUUGUACGCUUUGUUAUUUUGUAAUGUUCGUAAACUUUGUUAUUUUUGUGCACCCUGUUUAUCAUCUUUGUCAACCAUGUUUGUAAUGUUUUUUAUGUCUAAAAAACAACCUGGUUGACUUUUGGAUGGAACUUCUCUAUAUAGGGAUGGAGCCUCCAAAGUCAACCCGGGUGUUUUUUCCCGUUCGUAUGGAUUGUCGGUCUAGUUUGUCAUUUUUGUCUACCAUGUUUGUACUGUUUGUAUGUCUAAAAAACACCCGGGUUGACUUUGGGAAGGAGCCCCUCUAUAUAGGGAUGGAGCCUCCAAAGUCAACCCGGGAGUUUUUUCCCGUUCGUAUGGAUAGUCGGUCUAGUUUGUCAUUUUUGUCCACCAUGUUCGUACUGUUUGUAUGUCUAAAAAACACCCGGGUUGACU
Molecule: messenger RNA, 2975 nt
Organism: Linum trigynum
Lineage: Eukaryota; Viridiplantae; Streptophyta; Magnoliopsida; Malpighiales; Linaceae
Source: the annotation of a GenBank genome assembly